AUGGUAUCAGAGCAUCACCGAUCCUAUGCCGCAGUGGUGACGAUGGAAGAUCAAAUCGGCGACGAGAAUCAGACUGGACAAGUGGGAGGUUCUUCGAAUCUAUAUCAAAAUUCGAUGAACAAUAGCCCCAUCCAGCGUUCUGAUGAAUUCAACGAUCCAAUGUACUUACACUUUACGGAGAAUCCAAAUCUCAUCCUUGUAUCACCACCGCUAUCCGAAUUGAACUAUGCGUCCUGGAGUAGGUCGAUGAAGAUAGCUUUGGAAGUCAAAAAUAAGUAUGGCUUCGUUGAUGGAACGAUUCUGAAUCCUGGAGAAUCGGAUCCGAAUUAUGCAGUUUGGAGGAGGUGUAACAACAUCGUUUGUUCGUGGAUCUUCAAGUCUCUCAAUGCCACAAUUGCGGAGAGUGUUCUGUAUAUAGAAAACACAGCAGACAUUUGGAGCACUCUCAAACGAAGGUAUUCACAAGUCGAUCCUCAUAGGAUUGCAGAGCUACAGAAUCAGAUCUUCAAGUGUUCACCAGGUAACCUCACUGUUAAUGAGUACUUUACUAAGUCUAAUGCCUUGUGGAUGCAACUGAAUACAAUGAGACAUGUUCCCUUGUGCGAAUGUGUACCGAAGUGUUCAUGCACUCUUCUAAGAAAAAUUCAGAAGGAAAAAGGAGGCAAAAGCAGUUAUAACUAA
Messenger RNA from Ipomoea nil (Japanese morning glory), 681 nucleotides. RefSeq lists its product as uncharacterized. The transcript has a single exon. Lineage: Eukaryota; Viridiplantae; Streptophyta; Magnoliopsida; Solanales; Convolvulaceae. The record is from RefSeq and is a predicted model, not a curated record. Bases 1 to 681 code for a protein of 226 amino acids.